GUCGCUGAGAGGAUGUGGGCGUGCGGCGGAGUUGCGGCCUGAGCUCGGCUGGGGCGGCCUCGGCCUCGGCCUCGGCCUCGCGCUCCUUCCCUGAGCCGCGCCGAGGGGGCGCGGCCUCGUGCGGCGGUCGGAGCCCCCUGGAUCCGGGUGCGGCGGUCGCUGCGUGCGCUCGGUCCGCGAGGAGCGCCGCAAUGAAGGCGGGCGUGGUUUGCUGCUGCUGUUGCAGAUGUUUCUCUUUCCCUUCCAAGCGAAGGACAAGGAGACGGCCCGGUGUCCUGCCGUUGCGAAGUGUGCCCGAGGAUGCUGUGCUUGGUGUUGUGGAAGGCCUUCCUGCUGAGGAGCUCCUCUGGCUCGGAGCGGUGCGCUCCCGUCUUAAAUACCUCGUGGAUGGUCACGCUGCUGUUUGGGCAUGGGCACGUUUUGAAGACGUAUGGCCUGCUGCAAAACCUCUGGAGGUGCUUGCAAGUUCUCCUCCGGGGAUUUCCAUCACCAACUUCUCCAGGUCUUCCUCUUCAGAGGCGAGUGCUUUCCCCUGCCUCUGUGUGGCUCAGCUGCUGCGUCUCAUCUGCUGCUUGUGAGCACUGGAAUGGUGGGCUUGAGACCUCCGGCUGUGCUUCCAGGAAGCAGUUCCAGACUUGGGGAAAACAAGGAAGAGAACAAUUAGUGUGUGACGUUUCUAGCUGGAGAUGUGCUUUCAGCAAACCAGCUGUGAGAUGAGUAGGUAAGCCCUCCUGCACCUCACACUCGCAUGGGGACGGCGAUUCAGUUAACCCCAGGGCUGCCUUUAGCGUGCGAGAUAGCAGCAGGUCCGUUUUGCAUCGUGGGAAUUUAUCUGUACAGAUGGAGCAGUUUGAGUCUAGAAAACGGGGGGCCAGUUCUGUAGCAGAGACGCAUUGCCUCCACAGUCAUUACUUUGACUGUAAGUACGUCAAGAAGUCAGCCUCUGCAGUAACCCGUUUACUGACUGGGUUACUUUUCCCCGUGACUUUACAACAUCUGCAUUCUUUUUGACCUUACACUUGGCAAGCCUGCAGGCCCAAUAAAUACUGAAAACGUAAUAUCUUUUCUACGGAAUCUUUAGGGAUGGGUCACGGGGAGAACGUGACCCCCUCCCUGCCCCCUAGAUAAAAUGCUUGCAGGGCAGAUCCCAGGCUUUCUGGGAUCUCCCUAUUACCAAUUAGCAACUUUCAUUGAAAAAUGGGGUCCCCUGCGCGGUAUGGGGGAUAUCUCCCCAUUCCGCACGGCGGAAUAUUGUCAAGGUCUAGAUAAAGACAUACUAGUUACAAAAGAGCGGCAGUUAGCUGCUUCUACGGUGGCGUGGCCACUGCUGAAUGCCCUAUACCAAGCUGAAAUGAGUGCCGAUGCUUUAGAAAGCGAAAGCUAGCUAUUGAAAAACCGUAUUGAGAAAUUAGAAUAGGUACUUGGCUUUUUUCCCCGUUAAUACACUAACUCUGCAUCUCCCAGUAGGCCAGGUCUGUAAUAUGUCAGUAGGUGAUGACCGCACUUCUGAAACAGCGCUCCUGGUUGAGCAGGGAAAUAAAAAUUCUAAAUCAGGUUUGGAGGUUCCACUUGUGACAGAUUCCCUAGAACUCUGUCCUGUUAUAACCCCAAAACCAAAGAAGAUACAAGAUAGACCGGCAGGGGUGCCCCCUGAUCAGUGGCCCCCUGUCCAAACACAUUUACGUGUAACAGCCAGGCCGUACACACCCACAGAAUUAAUGGACAUGGUACAAGGGUUCUGGCAGAAGCCGAAGGAAAGCGUACCAACCUGGUUACUCAGACUAUGGGAUUCAGGGGCAGAAAGCCUCAUGGUCGAUGGGCCAGAGAUAUCUCAAUUGGCCACCACCUGCCCUUAGGCAAAGAUUGUAUGCAGGCAUCCAAUAUACUAAGGAGAAUCGUUCUGUAAUUGACUGGCUAAUGGCAGCAUGCCGUUUGGGGUAUGGCCAAACAAAUCAGCUAUACCAUUAAAUACAGGAUUGCGGUCCUCCGUGGAGGACCUUCAAAAUCACGUUUGUGAACUGGGCGUAAGAGAAGCGAGGACUUUGCUUCCAAAGGAGGGCUCAUUUGAAAGUCCAGCUAGGGUGAGAUUUUUGGCAGGUAUGAGAGACUUGCCCUUGCCAUCUAUACGGGACCCUAGUUUCUGUAUGCAACCCCCUGGUGGCCUCAGUGCCUGUGGUCCAGCAGGCUGCCCAAUUAGUGGCCAACCUGAGGGAGACAGAGCACCAGCGGAGCAGGCGCAAUAUUCGAGCAGUAGAGGAAGCAGAGCUCCUUCCAGUAAUUCAAACUAAGAAGCCAGUUAUACGGGAUCCUCAGCUGGGGCCCCUAAGGGUCUCGCGAAAGCAGAUGUUUAAUGAUCUGAUCCAGGCUGGGGUGCAAUCGGCAGAAAUUGAUUGCCAGCCCAAUCGCGUCCUGUGGAGACAGCUGAAGGAUAAUCAGAAAUUUCAGAAUUGCCCCCAGAAAAAAACGAGGGUGAGAGUUACUGACAGAGUACCACCACCAACGUGGAACCUAGGGGAUUUCGUAGUCCCUAAUAGAAAGGAGAAGCCCCCUCAGGUGUCUCGCGCCUCAAUGCCCGAGGCACCAGAAACAAAAGAUUUAACCGUAGCGCAGUUCAUGGCGUGACAAGGGAUGUUAGUCCCCCUAGGGCCUCCAGAAGGGACUGGUGGCCCCAUGUGGAAUUGAUGAUUUUCUGGUCCUGAAAGUAUAUUCGGAGAUAGAUACGGCCCUAGUUGAUACAGGGGCGGAAACCUUGAUAAUCUAUGGAGAUCCAGCUAAAUUGGAUGGCGAUACUAACAAUCGAGGGCAAGGAGAAAUCUGACCCAGAACAAUCCUAAGUGGCAGCAUUACUUUUCUGAGACACCGUAACAAGCUCCUUGUGCUCACCCUUUAAUUCUUUUCUUGCA
This is a messenger RNA of Gallus gallus (chicken), 2903 nucleotides long. Its product is annotated as cyclin-F-like. Gene Ontology annotation, molecular function: protein binding. NCBI's taxonomy places the organism in Eukaryota, Metazoa, Chordata, Aves, Galliformes, Phasianidae. Bases 192 to 578 code for a protein of 128 amino acids. The transcript is spliced from 4 exons. The record is from RefSeq and is a predicted model, not a curated record.